UUCCUCCUGGGACUCUCAGACAAGCCAGAACUGCAGCCUGUCCUCUUUGUCCUGUUCCUGUCCAUGUACCUGGUCACCAUGUUGGGGAACCUGCUCAUCAUCCUGGCUGUCACCUCUGACCCCCACCUCCACACCCCCAUGUACUUCUUCCUCUGCAGCCUGUCCUUGACUGACAUGGGCUUCAUUUCUAGCUCCAUCCCCAAGAUGAUUGUGAACAUCCAAACUCACAACAGAUUUAUUUCCUAUGCUGGAUGCCUGACACAGAUGUCUUUUUUCAUCCUUUUUGGAUGUAUGGAUGGUAUUGUUCUGACUGUGAUGGCCUAUGACAGGUUUGUGGCCAUCUGUCACCCACUGCACUACAUGGUCAUCAUGAACUCACACCUCUGUUGCAACUUAGUUUUGGUGUCUUUUUUGGUUAGCCUUUUGGAUUCCCAGGUACACAAUUUGAUUGUCCUCCAACUUACUUGCUUCAAGACUGUGGAAAUUUCUAAUUUUUUCUGUGACCCUUCUAUACUCCUCAAGCUUGCCUAUUCUGAUUAUCUCACCCAUAACUUAAUCAUGUAUUUUGUUGGUGCCAUUUUUGCUGGGAUUCCGGUCUCAGGGAUCUUUUUCUCUUACUAUAAAAUCAUUUCCUCCAUUCUGAGAUUCCCUUCAUCAGGUGGGAGGUCUAAAGCCUUCUCCACCUGUGGUUCUCACCUGGCAGGUAUUUGUUUGUUUUAUGGAACAGGCCUUGGGGUGUACUUCAGCUCAGCUGUCUCACAUUCUCCCAGGAAGGAUGCAGUGGCCUCAGUGCUGUACACUGUGGUCACCCCCAUGCUGAACCCCUUCAUCUACAGUCUGCAGAACAGUGACAUCCAAAGGGCCAUGAGGAGGUUUCUCAGAAAGUCAGUGUAA
Messenger RNA from Sus scrofa (pig), 894 nucleotides. NCBI's taxonomy places the organism in Eukaryota, Metazoa, Chordata, Mammalia, Artiodactyla, Suidae. The record is from RefSeq and is a predicted model, not a curated record.